UCGCAGAGAUUGCACUCUCAGCAUGCCACUUGUUAUAUUGUUUAGGAGCCCGUUGGUUUUUGCCGCAAUGGUCGUUAACCUCCGAAUGACCCCGUGUGGAGCCCACGCCUCAGAGAGCGCCGCAGACGCGCAGUGCAGCAAUUGCGCCAGAGGAUGGCGCACCACGACAAUCCAAAACACCCAAACCGUGGCUCAGAGCUUGCCCUAGCCACGAGCGCAUGGAGGCGCGCGCCCUUCACAUCCCACCCAGUAUUUCCUGCGUGCACGAGUUUACCUCUGGAGGUCACCAAGCAGGAUUUACGACUGGUCAACAAAAGCACGUGAUACUCUGCCGUACCCCAUAUUUGGGUGCCUACGUAAGAGAGAAUCAAGUCCAUGGUCCCACUCAUUUCCAUAAUUCAUCAUAAAUUGUGCAAGGGUGCUAUAGGACGCGCUAAACCAUAAGAGCCACAAAUCAAGCACACAGGUUUAUGCUGUUUUACCUCUGAAAUAAUAAAAAAAACAACAACAAUACCUACAACGAGCAAACGGUGGAAUUGUCAACAAAUGAGCUCCUAUUUUGUGAACUCAUUCUGCGGUCGCUAUCCCAAUGGCGCGGACUUCCAGUUACAUAAUUAUGGAGACCAUAAUACGGCAAACGAGCAAUACAGAGACUCAACAGCCAUGCACUCCAGCAGGUAUGGCUAUGGCUACAACGGGAUGGACCUAACAGUCGGGCGGACCGGUACCGGACACUUUGUGGGCAGCGAGCGGACACCGGGCUACUCCUCAGCGGCGACAACACCCUCCUCGGUGGAGCGUCAGGUACACCCAGUCCGCCAGCAGCACCGGGACAUCGUCUCUAUCGCCACCACUGACCCACUACCGUGCUCCUCGGUCGCAAGCUCGUCUCCGGUCACCGAGACUCCAUCUCAACACCGAGCCGUGAAAAACUCUAUAACGACCCCGUGCUCAACCCCGUGCUCGAGCUCGAACGGAGGCACGCUGCUGCUCAGCCGGGACUGUGUGUCCAAAGCUUCUCCCCUCGAGGAGGAGAAGCCAGCGGGAAGCGCACCAACAACUCCUCAAACCGAGUCAACACAGCCUCAGAUAUAUCCGUGGAUGAGAAAACUACAUAUAAAUCACGAUUUGUCAGGACCAGAGGGGAAGAGAGCCAGGACUGCAUACACCCGCUAUCAGACCCUGGAGCUGGAGAAGGAGUUCCACUUCAACCGGUACCUGACCCGCAGGCGGAGGAUCGAGAUAGCCCAUGCCCUCUGCCUCUCAGAGAGACAGAUCAAAAUCUGGUUUCAGAACCGCAGGAUGAAGUGGAAGAAAGACAACAAGCUGAAGAGCAUGAACAUGGCGGCUGCAGGCGGGGGAGGCUACAGGCCUUGAUAUCCAAAUCCUCAUAACGAGCACUAUAUAAAAAAAAAUAAGAUUGUCAUAUCAACUUCUACUUCUGAUUAAAAAAAAGCGCAGAGACUUGUGAGCGGGGCUGUGUGCGGGACAGGGGACACCCCACCUGAGCCCUCUGUAUGUCAGACAACCGUCCCAUUAUAUUCCUUAAUAUUAUUUCCUUUUUUAUUUCCACCGUGGUAAUGCUUAUGUGCGUAAAAAAAAUGCAUAAUGUACAGUUCUGUUUAGAUUUAGUAGAAAAAAGCAACAAUAAAUGUUUGUUUAAAUUAUUUCUUGUUCAGACGAAAAAAUAAAAAAGCUUGAAAUGAUACCUACCUACCGCAAAUAAAUCCAGUAAAAAGUUGUGUGAUGCACUCAGAACAAAUACCAGCCUAAUAAAUAGAGGGUUGAGGUUGAGCUGCCUUGGUGUUUAGCCUUCGUUUUCUAUGUAUGUACUGUAUAUGUAUGUAUUUAUUUGUUUGAUGUAUUGUACCAACUUGUCAAUAACUUGCUUCCAAAAGUAGAGCCAGCAGUAUGUGGUUAUUGUGUGCGUUGUGAACACAUGUAUGGACAGAGGUGCCGACUCAGUCUUGUAUGUACAGUAGACUUGCAUCGUUUUUUUUGUUCAGUUGUUUUUCUGCAGGAGCUUCUGUUUGUCACCUGGGCGCAACAUGUUAGUUAAAAAGUGUGUUUUGUCUUGCUUUUCUUUAGCUAUUUUUAUGUGGAGGGUCCCCACAGUCAAUUUCAUAGCCUAUGUGUAUAAACUCCAUCGUGAUUAGCUUUUUGUAAAUGUUUUUAAAAGACUGGAAGUCAAGAAUAUACUAUAACAAUGAUGAUGAUGAUGGCCAUUAUAAUAAAAUUUCUACUGG
Molecule: messenger RNA, 2246 nt
Organism: Plectropomus leopardus (leopard coralgrouper)
Lineage: Eukaryota; Metazoa; Chordata; Actinopteri; Perciformes; Serranidae
Gene: hoxa5a
Product: homeobox A5a
Biological process (GO): regulation of transcription by RNA polymerase II; anterior/posterior pattern specification
Cellular component (GO): nucleus
Molecular function (GO): RNA polymerase II cis-regulatory region sequence-specific DNA binding; DNA-binding transcription factor activity, RNA polymerase II-specific
Source: RefSeq, a predicted model, not a curated record